This is a messenger RNA of Populus euphratica (Euphrates poplar), 1140 nucleotides long. RefSeq names its product epoxide hydrolase 3-like. The coding region runs from base 3 to 1013 and encodes 336 amino acids. The record is from RefSeq and is a predicted model, not a curated record. The transcript is spliced from 3 exons. NCBI's taxonomy places the organism in Eukaryota, Viridiplantae, Streptophyta, Magnoliopsida, Malpighiales, Salicaceae.
ACAUGAGGCUACCUUCCCUUCUUGCUGCAGCAAAGCCAAAAUCAGCAAAUCACACACACACCCUCGAGCAACGAAAGAGAAAAAUGGGGAAAAGCUUAGCAAUAUACAUGUCCUUGUUGCGUGUCCUAUUAAGGCUAGUCGGCGUGAGAUCCCAAGUAGUAGAGAUCGAACCAGGGACGGUCGUCCACUUUUGGGCGCCAGCUGAAAACCCAAGUAAGACCAAAAUCCACAACCAAGCCAAGAGAAAACCUGCUGUGGUGCUUCUUCAUGGUUUUGGAUUUAAUGGGAUUUCAACAUGGCAAUUUCAGAUGCUAGCUCUGGCCAAGGACUAUGCUAUUUAUGUUCCAGAUCUCCUCUUCUUUGGAGGCUCAUUCACUGAUAAAACCGAGCGGUCACCGGCUUUUCAAGCAGAAUGUAUGGCUAAGGGUCUAAAGAAGCUUGGUGUGGAGAAGUGUACUUUGGUUGGGUUAAGCUAUGGAGGAAUGGUUGGCUUCAAGAUGGCUGAGAUGUACCCUGACUUGGUUGAUUCAAUGGUUGUCACUUGCACUGUUAUGGCCUUGACCGAGUCCAUCUCUCGUGCCGCCCUAGAAAGAAUCGGCUUCUCAUCAUGGGCAGAACUCCUAAUUCCUGAAACAUUCGAGGAUGUGAAAAAAAUUGCAGUACUUUGUACCUACAAGUCCUUAGCGAUGCCUGAUUUUUUCUACGGAGACAUUUUCCAGGACAUGUUUAUAAAUCACAAGAAGGAGAGAGUUGAACUUCUGGAGGCAGUUCAAGUGAAGGAUAAGGACUUCUACAUCCCUUGUUACCCACAGGCACAGAGGAUACAUCUCUUAUGGGGCGAGGAGGACGUAAUUUUCACCAAGGAAAUCGCACGCAACUUGAAAGAGAGACUUUUAGGGGGCAAAGCGACGUUGCAUUACGUUGAGAAGGCAGGUCAUGUGGUUCAAUCGGAACGACCGUGCGCUUACAACAGGCAACUCAAGAAAAUCCUUGCCUCUUUGUAUGCAAAUUGACGGAAAGCAAAACCAGGGAGAUCUGAUUCCGUCUAUCAACUGUUGUUUGAACGGAGUAAAAGGGAGCUCUGCAUCGAAAUCAAUGGUUUAUAACUCGUUUGGAUAAAUAAAUAAAUAAAAAGGAGUU